UCUUGCAAAGGGUAUGAACUGGGAUGACCUUUCACGUAUGGUGAAAGAUGAAAAGAAAGCUGGAAACCAUGUUGCUAGUCUUAUUGACAAACUCCAUCUUGAGAGAAACUACAUGACUUUACUAUUGGCAAACAAUCUUGAUAAAAUGGAUGAUGAUGAGAAGACACUCCCUGUAGAUAAGGUUGAAGUUGAUUUAGCUCUCUUAGCUCAUGCCAAUGCUCGGAGAUGGUAUGAACUGAAGAAAAAGCAAGAGAGCAAACAGGAAAAGACUAUAACUGCGCAUGAAAAGGUGUUUAAAGCUGCAGAGAAAAAGACUCACCUACAGCUUAAUCAGGCUUUUUAGUUUUAAUGAUACGAAGAUGAGAAUGGAUGACAGGAUUAGUCUUUGCAUGAGUGAUCCGGAUCUUGUUCCACUUCUUAUCCAGAGGAUAUUACAUUUUUGACCGAGGGUGAUGAUCUUAACGAUGAUGAUGUUGUAUUAAAGAAGCUUUUUCACCCUAAUCUCAAGCUAUUAAUUGCGACACAAGGUUCAGAGGGUUGUAGAUAUUACACCAAGGUAAGCUAACUACCAAGUCCAUUUGAGAGUGAGUGACAUAAGCACUUGUUUCAUUACUGAUUGUGUGCGCAAGAAUUCAAAGGCCGGGUGGCAGAUGUUAAAGUUAAUCCCAUUGAUACAACUGGGGCCGGUGAUGCAUUUGUUAGUGGGAUUCUCUACAGCAUUUGCUCAUAAUCAAUGUGGAGCUUGAUGCUGCCAAUGCAAUUUAGUUAUCCAUUAAUAUUUUAGAUUGUCCCAUUUUAAGUGUUAAGUGUAAUGUUAAUGAAAGAGAUCCAUGUAACAUU
Messenger RNA from Arachis stenosperma, 840 nucleotides. RefSeq lists its product as uncharacterized. The record is from RefSeq and is a predicted model, not a curated record. The transcript has 4 exons. Gene Ontology annotation, cellular component: RQC complex. Gene Ontology annotation, biological process: ribosome-associated ubiquitin-dependent protein catabolic process; rescue of stalled cytosolic ribosome. Gene Ontology annotation, molecular function: ribosomal large subunit binding; tRNA binding. Lineage: Eukaryota; Viridiplantae; Streptophyta; Magnoliopsida; Fabales; Fabaceae. The coding region runs from base 14 to 343 and encodes 109 amino acids.